AUGGUCACAUCUCUUAAUGGAGUGGUAACGUCAGCACCAGAGCCUGCAGCAGAAAGACCACACCCAGUACUGAGUGUAUCUCCACAGAGCUGGGUGACUGAAGGAGACUCAGUGACUCUAAGCUGUGAGGUUACAGACUCCUCUACAGACUGGACAUUCAGCUGGUACAGACAUUUUACCUACAAAAACAGUUAUGGAGAUAUCGGGUAUAAAGAGGAACUCCUCUCAGACAGCAGCAGAGGAUCUCGAGGCUCCUACACUAUCAGUCCUGUCACUCGUAAUCACACAGGAGUUUAUAUGUGCAGGGGAGAGAGAGACAGACAGCAGGUUCAGACAGAUCGCAGUCGUCCACAGCCACUAUGGAUCACUGGUGAAUCUUCUCCAGUCUCUCUGAUCAUCAAUCCCAACAGAACUCAACACUUUACUAAACACAUUCUCUCACUCAGCUGUGAGGACCGGAGUAACUCUACUGGACGGACAGUGAGACGAUACAGACAGAGUGAGGGAGUGUCAUAUUGUUCACGGUGGGGAUCAUUUACCGGAUCUACAUGUAAAAUCAGCUCCCUAUACACAUCACACACUGGAGUUUACUGGUGUGAGUCUGAAUCUGGAGAAACUAGUAAUCCUGUCAACAUCACAGUUCAUGAAAGACCACGUCCAGUACUGAGUGUAUCUCCACAGAGCUGGCUGACUGAAGGAGACUCAGUGACUCUAAGCUGUAAGGUUACAGACUCCUCUCCAGACUGGACAUUCAGCUGGUACAGACAUGUUCCCUACAGAGACAUUUAUGGACAUAUUAGGUAUAAAGUGGAACUCCUCUCAGACAGCAGCAGAGGAUCUCGAGGCUACUACACUAUCAGUCCUGCCACUCGUAAUCACACAGAGGUUUAUAGGUGCAGUGCAGAGAGAAAUGAACAGCAGGUUCAGACAGAUCACAGUCUUCCACAGCCACUAUGGAUCACUGGUAAAUCUCCCCCAGUCUCUCUGAUCAUCAAUCCCAACAGAACUCAACACUUUACUGGUGACUCUCUCACACUGAGCUGUGAGGACCAGAGUAACUCUACUGGAUGGACAGUGAGACGAUACACAAACAGUAACAGUGUGUCAGAUUGUUCACGGUGGGGAUCAUUUACAGGAUCUACAUCUACAUGUGAAAUCAGCUCCCUCUCCAAAUACCACACUGGAGUUUACUGGUGUGAGUCUGAAUCUGGAGAAAACAGUGAUCUUGUCAACAUCACAGUGUAUGGGCCCGUACUGAGCGUAUCUCCACAGAGCUGGCUGACUGAAGGAGACUCAGUGACUCUAAACUGUGAGGUUACAGAUUCCUCUACAGACUGGACAUUCAGCUGGUAUAGAGAGGUUACCUACAGAGACAGUGAUGGAGAUAUCAGAUAUGAAGUAAAACUUCUCGCAGACAGCAAGAGAGGAUGUGGAGGCUCCUACACUAUCAGUCCUGCUGCCCGUAAUCACACAGGCGUUUAUAGGUGCAGAGGACAGAGAGAUGGACAGCGGGUUAUGACAGAUCACAGAAAUUCAUAG
This is a messenger RNA of Clarias gariepinus (North African catfish), 1539 nucleotides long. RefSeq names its product Fc receptor-like protein 5. The coding region runs from base 1 to 1539 and encodes 512 amino acids. Gene Ontology annotation, molecular function: transmembrane signaling receptor activity. NCBI's taxonomy places the organism in Eukaryota, Metazoa, Chordata, Actinopteri, Siluriformes, Clariidae. The record is from RefSeq and is a predicted model, not a curated record. The transcript is spliced from 6 exons. Gene Ontology annotation, biological process: cell surface receptor signaling pathway.